Molecule: messenger RNA, 2240 nt
Organism: Haplochromis burtoni (Burton's mouthbrooder)
Lineage: Eukaryota; Metazoa; Chordata; Actinopteri; Cichliformes; Cichlidae
Product: programmed cell death 1 ligand 1-like
Exons: 3
Coding region: 194-730 (178 amino acids)
Biological process (GO): cell surface receptor signaling pathway; positive regulation of T cell proliferation; negative regulation of T cell proliferation
Cellular component (GO): external side of plasma membrane
Source: RefSeq, a predicted model, not a curated record
GCGGCACUUACAGUAUCCUUCCAUGAAACCGCAGCAGUGCAUACAGGAGAGCAGUAGCAUUAGCAGUAGCAACAGUGUCGAUCUCAUUAAACUCGUAUUGAUCGAUAUCGAUACAAACGUUGGUGCCCAUAAUAUCGAUAUCUGGAUCGACCCGAACACCACUAGUAGCGGCAGGAGCCGGUGAGCUCACAAUAUGCGUCUAGAAUGGACGUCACGUCUCUGUUUCUUGAUUCUUCACUUCGUGUUUGCAGACCAGGAAACCAUCUCAGCUCAGUCUGGGCAGAACGUCACUCUGACAUGUCAAGCUUCAAACAACACCAUCCCAGUUGUGGAGUGGAAAAGAGCUGAUCUGGGAGAAUAUGUAAUUUCAUAUCGGGAUGAGCAGUCUGAUCCAGAGGAGCAGCAUCCAACUUUUAAGAACCGGGUGGAUCUGCAGGACAGAGAGAUGAAGGCUGGAGACGUGUCUUUGAUUCUGAAGGAUGUGACGGUUAAUGACGCUGGAACAUACGAGUGUCGUGUUGCCCAGAAAUCAGGAGAAUCAAUGGGGCUUCUCUGCAACAUCACACUUAGUGUUGUUGAUCCUCCAGGUCAGACAGGAGGAGACACAGAGGAUGGAGGGAAGGAGGAGAGGGAAGGAGGCUGGAUCUGUUGGACUAAAAGUUGGUCUUCCAGUUGCUGCUGUUGUUGUUGUUGUUACUUUUGUUGGUGUCGUGAUCUACAGAAAAUGUAAACAACAGAAGCAGGGUUCUUUCCAGCCUCCAGCUGAACAGCAGCAUGUUUGUAAUGUUUCUGUUUUUUUUCCAGAUGAUCUGAGUCUACGUCCACACGUACACGGGUAUUUUUGAAAACUCAAAUUUUUCUUUUUUUCUUUUUUUAAAUCCCGUCCACACAUGCGUUUUUUAAAAAGGUCUCCGUUCACAUGCGAACGCCAAAAACAAAGUCAAACGCUGUCAAGAACAUGCCACAUCCUAGCCAUGUAGAAAUGUUGGCCAAUCAGAAGUCUAGAAGCCUGGGAGCGAAAGAGUAAGCUGUAAGGUUUUAUGCAAACUUUAAGAACGUUUUUGUGUUUUUCUGGAAAGGCAGCUAAUUUUGUGUUACUUUUCAAGUGUCUUCAUCAUUUUCAAAUGUUAAUAACCAAAGAAAGUAUUUUGGCUGGUGUAGACUUACAACUUAGCAAUGAACAAAUGCAUAAAUUUAAUUAAACAAAAAUGAAACUUAUUCAAAACCGACGUUGGUGUCAGGUUUUUGGUUGUGAGAGCAACACUGAGCAUUCAUGGUACAGUUUAGAAUAUCCUGAAAUUACAUUUUAUAACAUCUAACAUUUUGUAUUAAGCAUCUUUGUAAACUUUGACUAAAUAUUUAUCACAAAUAUGUAUAUUUUUUGUGCUUAAAGAAAAUAUUUAGUGGUUUUCAAGGAAGUGAGACAGGAGCAGACUGAAAUGUCACAUGUGCCUUCACAAAUUUCUUCAAGUUUUAUUUAUUUAUUUAUUUAUUUAUUUAUUUGGUGCGACGCAUCGAUAAACAGUCCAGCAGAUAUUUUCAGGUUUUAUGUUUAAACAUUAUUAUUAUUAUUAUUAUUAUUUAAGUUGUAUAAAAAUGGUCCAAAGAACAAGUUGUGUCUUUAGCUCCUCACUGACUGCUCAACAAUCUGAACUGUAAGCCUUUAUAUUUAUUUGAAAAGAGAAAGUUGUUACUUUUGCUUGUUAUAUCAAACUACCUGCUGCUUCACUUUAUACAGAUAAAACAUAUUUAUAUUACAAAAGCGUCUGACAUUUAUUAUAUAUAGCUUUAAGCACUGCAUGCAUUUAACUGUAUUGGAGCACACUGUAUUUAAUAUAUUUAUUUUGACUGCAGACUUCAUUGGUGAUGAUGAGUAGGAUUUUUUAUUAUAUUGUAAAAAUGAAAUGUAAUUGACUUCGAUUCAUACAAUUGUUAUGCUCCUGUUUCAGGGGGUUUGUGGUUCUAAUGUUUCUACUGUAAAGAUAAAGUGCCUUUUGAUAUGACUGUUGUUGUUUCCUGAAUAAAACUGAAGCUGGAAUCAAAGUGAUCCAUGUUUUGCUUGUUUCUUUUUUGUUUUUCUUGCAGUUUUCAGACAAUUUUACUACAAAUAUUAUUUUACCAAUAAAUAUUAAGAAUACAUAAUGACUCCCAUAAACUGUGACAGAGUUCAUAAACACAACAGCUGCUAUAAAUGUUGUAAAACAUGUUUAUGUUUUAAUUUGUUAACCUGGUUGUUUAUG